UGAACUUGGCCCAGGGCAUAGCAUAUAGAUGAGGGCUGCCCAGCAGCCUCACCCUUGCAGCCCCCUGCUCAUGACAGCAUGGACACCCCUUUCAGAGUUGUUGCAGGCCCCCAGCUGGCCCCGCCCCUGGAGUGGGGGCCAAGGCUGGGCCAGCUGGUGGCCUACUGGACACUGGACCCGGAACAGGAGAGAAGAGGCACCUGGGACCAGCGGCAGCCAUCCACAGGAACGCCCUGCAGCCCUGCUUGCACGGAAGAGGCAGGGGUGUCCUUCCAGAACCGAGAUACCAAUGGGAGUCCCAAUGGGGAAGUCGAUGCUGGUGCUUCUCACCUUCUUGGCCUUUGCCUCGUGCUGCAUUGCUGCUUACCGCCCCAGUGAGACCCUGUGCGGCGGGGAGCUGGUGGACACCCUCCAGUUUGUCUGUGGGGACCGCGGCUUCUACUUCAGACUUCCAGGCAGGCCCGCGAGCCGUGUGAACCGUCGCAGCCGUGGCAUCGUGGAGGAGUGUUGCUUCCGCAGCUGUGACCUGGCCCUUCUGGAGACCUACUGUGCCACCCCCGCCAAGUCCGAGAGGGACGUGUCGACCCCUCCGACCGUGCUUCCGGACAACUUCCCCAGAUACCCCGUGGGCAAGUUCUUCCAACAUGACACCUGGAAGCAGUCCACCCAGCGCCUGCGCAGGGGCCUGCCUGCCCUCCUGCGCGCCCGCCGGGGCCGUGUGAUCACCAAGGAGCUCAAAGCGGCCAGGGAUGCCAAACAUCCCAGUGUCCUGGCCGCCCUGCCCACCCACGACCCCGCCCACGGGGACGCCUCUCCGGAGAUGCCCAACAAUCAGAAGUGAACCAAAGUGACGUAGUUCUGCAGCAUGGUAUCAUCGCCCUGUGACCUCCUGACCAAGGACAUUUCCAGCAGGUUCCACCUCCGACAUUUCUCUGUCCUACUUCCUCCUCCAGGACUCUCCCAGCCCAGCCCCCUUGCCCCGCCUCCCCAAGUCAGGCUGCUUCCCUGGGCCCCGUCCAUCGGGCUGAGGGAACACCAUUUAACAGCUUCAAAAAUAACCAAAAUUGAUUGGCUUUAAAUACCCACCCCAACCCCCCCAUGACCCCCUAAAUUAUCUCCAAAUUAUACAUACAUGUCAAAAAAUUGAAAAUAUAAAUCUCCAAACCACACAAGCACAUGCAUUCACACACCAGCCCCCUUAAAACUAAUUAGCUUUUUAAAAACACCAGGAAAGCUAAUUAGCUUAAAAAAACAACAACCAAAAAAUCAAUUGGCUGAAAAAAUACUAAAAAAUGAAUUGGCAUAGAAACAAUUGGCAAAUUAAAGGAAUUUGGCACCCCCCCCUUCCUUCUCUUCCCCUUUGGACUUCAAGUCAAAUUGGCCUGGACUUAAGUCCCUGAAUCAGUAAAGAGAAAGGAAGGACCCAAAAUUGCAGGUGGGCAUGCCACUGCUUCCGCACCAUCUCCCUUCAGAUUGACUAUAUCUCAACAACAACAUCCAAACUCAUUCUUCGGUCAAUUUUCCAUCACUAAAAAUUGUCCCAGCACUGAUUGAAGGGAACCAACAAGACCAAAAGCAGAGAAAAUUGAACAUGAAAACCAAAAUCCAUACAAA
This is a messenger RNA of Otolemur garnettii (small-eared galago), 1614 nucleotides long. It is a transcript of the gene IGF2, whose product is annotated as insulin like growth factor 2. The coding region runs from base 29 to 841 and encodes 270 amino acids. The transcript is spliced from 4 exons. The record is from RefSeq and is a predicted model, not a curated record. NCBI's taxonomy places the organism in Eukaryota, Metazoa, Chordata, Mammalia, Primates, Galagidae. Gene Ontology annotation, cellular component: extracellular region. Gene Ontology annotation, molecular function: growth factor activity; hormone activity.